AUGACCAGUGGUUACCACGCAACACAGUUUGCAUCUCCAGACGGUACACGUCAUCUUACAUUCAAACGACCACUUAUCACGUUCACGCGCAGUGAGCAUGAGAAUAAGAUUGGCACAGAUCUGAUUCGUGGAGUUUCUGGCGGUGAGCGCAAAAGAACCAACAUCGGGAUGGAAUUGAUCACCGAUCCAUCCGUCCUGUUCCUGGAUGAACCGACCACCGGAUUAGACGCAUUUAUGGCCGGUCAGGUGAUCAAAACAUUGAAAACCUUAUCCCGUCGUGGAAGAACUAUCAUAUUCUCAAUUCAUCAGCCGAAAUAUUCCAUUUACAAAUUGUUCGAUACCCUCACCUUGGUCAAUCGGGGACGUUUGGUCUAUCAUGGUCCGGCAAAGCAUGAACCCAUCAGAUACUUUAUCAGAUUAGGCUACGAAUGCGAGAAUCACAACAAUCCUCCGGAUUUUUUCUUGGACAUUUUGCACGGUGAAGCACCACAACGACAGGCAAUAAAUGGCGUAGGAGACUUUCAACAAACGUUGGAAGAUCCGGAACAAAUGCAUCUGGUCGGUGAACGAUUGGUUCAGGAGUGGAAUCAGUCACCCGAAUGUGAAAGCAUCAUGAAAGAAGUGAACGCGAUCGCAAACAAUCUGGCCGAGGACGAGGAAAGUAAUCAUCGUCACCGCCAUCAUCGCAGUAAAAUGCAUCGAUCCCAUGCGGCCGAGAUUAGUUAUGCCGUCCCUUUUUGUCGACAACUGAACAAAGUCUGUUGGCGUACUUCGCUCGGCUUGUUACGUGAUCCAUUGGCCUCCGUCGUGCAAACACUGGUCUAUUUGUUCUUUGCUAUUGCCAUGGGUACCGUGUAUUUCAAAAUGAACACUUCCCUAGAAUCCGGUAUUCAAAAUCGUGCCGGUCUGUUCUUCUUUACCACGCUUCAAGUGGUGUUUGUCAAUCUGGGCUCAAUCGAACUGUUCAUCAAAGAACGUGUAUUAUUCAUACAUGAGAACUCCAGUGGUUACUAUCGUGUAUCAGUUUAUUUCUUUUCAAAAAUCCUGUGUGAUAUAGUCCCGACCAAAGUCCUCCCGGUUAUUCUGUUCAUGCCUAUUUGUUAUUGGAUGUCUGGAUUGCGUGCGGACGCGGGUGCAUUCUUCUUCUUCGAGCUCAUCCUCAGUCUGACCACAUUGGCCGCUGCCGGAAUCGCUUUGUUCAUUUCGGCGAGUUUCACACUGUUCGGAAUAGCUAACGUGCUUGUCUCGAUCAUCUAUGUGUUUAUGAUGGUUUUCGGUGGAUACCUGAUCAACUUGAAGUCCAUGGGGGCCUGGUUGAGUUGGCUACGUUACGUAUCUAUUUUUCGGUAUAGCCUCGGUGGGCUCAUGGUGAUGGAAAUGAAACCCCUGCUAUUCUGCCCGAUCACCAACACAUCUACAGCCACCCAAACAGACACACGUCAAUGUGAAUCGGGAGCACAAUACUUGUACGAUCAAGAUAUUCCGUACAGUACUGUGUGGGACUUGUGGCUGAAUGUUCUCGGUCAAUCGGUGAUUACCGUUGUGUUUUACAUUCUUUGCUACAUGCAACUUCGUCUGAUAAAGAAAUACAAAUAA
This is a messenger RNA of Echinostoma caproni, 1596 nucleotides long. The record is from the annotation of a GenBank genome assembly. Lineage: Eukaryota; Metazoa; Platyhelminthes; Trematoda; Plagiorchiida; Echinostomatidae.